GCCCCCCUCUCUACGCCAUGGAGCCCCCGGCGAAGCGACUGCGCAUCCUGCGGUCCGUCGAAGUGGACGAAGAGAACCCCGACUAUAUCAAUGCGAAGCAGAAACAAGAACAGAAGUUCAAGGGAAGCCUGGAGUCAAUAUUCGCCAAGUAUGAGAACAUGCACGAGUCCAUGAGCGACGAGAUCGAUAUGCGAGAGAACAGAGUAGUCGUGGAUAGAGGGCAUUUGCGAAGAUUGGUGCGCCAGGUCAAUCGGAAGGAGACAGUACUGUUGGAUACCUUGGGCAUGGUAGCCGGACAGGACACGGAGGAUGUUCCUGACGGAGUAGCAAACAGCGAGGACUCAGAAGACGAAUUGGCGCCUACGCAGCGACCAGAGUCGAACAAGAGGCGGCUUGACGACACCACCAAGGGACAACAGCAACCAUUUGCAGAGACAGUCGCGCAGCCUCCACCUUGCGAUAGUAACCAGCGAAUUUUCCAACACAUAUCUACUCCAGCAAGCGCGACAAUCCAAGCUGGUGCACAACAAAUCCCUAAUACGCCAAACCCCGCCGCAAACCUGCUGCAGCUCGUGCAGUUUCCACAAACACCAGCAGGACAGCAGGCACAGAACACCUUCUACACGACCUUGACUCAGACAAUUGACCACGCAGUACAACAGGCUGUUAUUCCCUUAUUCUCGAGUAUAUUCGCUACUACACCAAACGUACAACUACCUCUUCCGAACGUCCUCCCUACACCGACUACACCUGUUACCAUUGGCGAUAAGAUUGCACCUGCAACGGACCCAAAAUGGUUCUUCCCACCAUUGUCUGCUGAACCGCGGGAACAACACUUGGCCCGGUCAAGUCCCAUUUCAGCGCCUGUUAGCACGUCCGUCCUCAAGAUCAAGCCUGUCCAGGAAAUCGAGAAGGACACCUCCCACCAAAAUCAAGACCACAAGGCAACGAGGAUAAGAUCAGAGAGUUCCCGAGAAAUAACCAGCGUGGGACCGGCUUCGAAUUGCUCGAUUGUGAGAGAACAAGCUUCCUCAAACCCCCAAUCUCGUCGAGCAAGCCCUCGUGUGGAGAUUAGAAAGAGACCAGUAGGCAGAUCUAGGACUUACCACUUUACCGAAGAAGACGAUGUAUAUAUCAGCAAGAGAAAACAACUACACAAGCGCACCUGGGCUGAGAUAAAGAACAGUAAACAGAAAUGGGAAGGUUGGCCAGAGAUCGUAUUUGCAACGCGAUGGAGUAAGCAUCUUAAAGAUAAGAAACUCAAUCUGGAAAAGGUUCCCGCAUCAAUUCUAGGGCCUCGAGAACCCUCCAUACCUCCGACCGCGCUCGACAAAGGCCAUUUCUUGAUAAAUCAACAAACUUCGCCCGCCGAGACACACCACCUGCCCACUCCAAGCUCCUUGGAGGACGAGGAUCGCCAGGGUCAAUUUGAGGAAUUCGAAUCAGAACCGUGUAGUAAUGUGUUGUCGUCAAGCGCACAUUUUGACGAUGACGAGCGCGAGUUAUUGUCCUUGGAUGGCAGUGACACAGACGAGGAGCAACUUCCAGUCGUAAAUGAAAAGGAAACAUUCUAUACUACCCACGCGGACAUGGUCCUACCUUCCGUUGAGACGAACGCCUUUGUCGAUGAACACACACUCCAGCCAGACCUACUUGAAGAGCCACUUGUCGCAGACGCUGUUCCUACUGCCAUCGUGGCCCCUAUGGAUACUAUCAAGAUCGAGCCUCUACACACCUCACCAAGUAGCAAGAGAAGACGAAAGACAACACCCAUUGACUUUCAAACAGUGCCAGACUCCGAGGACGAAGAACAGGGGGAUGCUGAGCUCGGCAAUGUAAAUAAGAACUCUGCAAGAACGUCGGGUGGUGCUUUCCCUUGCGACAUCUGCCAUAAAUCGUUCAAAUCCGCAAAGAAUCUCGAACGACACCAAGCGAAACCCCGCGCAAUGCACAACAUGACACCCAAGAGCGUUUCCGUUGAUCUUGUCGGCGAUGAUGAGAUUCAAACACCUCGUACUCCCUACAUCAAGCGCGAGUUCAGCACGCCUCCACCUACUAGUUCCCUUCUCAGUACGUCUGCUCUUCAAACCCCGAAAUUGUCGUUGCAGCACUCGGGUGUACUUUCAUCAAGUUCCAAGUCUACUUCGAAACUCAACAGGAAAACCUUCUUGAAGCAGAUCAAGCAGUCGUGGACUAAGAGAUCAACGCCGCGUCCGAAGACAUUGGCAACCAGAAGGAGCUUUCACACUGUACCGAUGAAAAGAGCUUGGGCUGGUGAUACGGAUAGUGAGGAUGAGCUUGCGAUGUAA
Cucurbitaria berberidis CBS 394.84 is the source of this 2309-nucleotide messenger RNA. RefSeq lists its product as uncharacterized. Gene Ontology annotation, molecular function: protein heterodimerization activity; histone binding. The record is from RefSeq and is a predicted model, not a curated record. Gene Ontology annotation, cellular component: nucleus. NCBI's taxonomy places the organism in Eukaryota, Fungi, Ascomycota, Dothideomycetes, Pleosporales, Cucurbitariaceae. The transcript has a single exon. Bases 18 to 2309 code for a protein of 763 amino acids.